AUGGAUCCUGGAGAUGUCCUUAUUGUGUGCCUAUAUGUUGAUGACUUGAUUUUCACUGGAAAUAAUUCAGAGAUGAUUACAAAAUUCAGGGAGGCUAUGAUUCGACAUUUUGAAAUGAUAGAUUUGGGCCUAAUGUCUUAUUUCCUUGGCAUUGAGGUUGUCCAACAAGAUGAUGGAAUUUUCAUUUCUCAAAAGAACUAUGCAAGUGAUAUUCUGAAGAAGUUCAAGAGGGAGCAUUCAAAGCCAGUUUACACACCUGUUGAAGAAAAGUUGAAGUUAACAAGAGAAAAUGAUGGAAAAAGGGUAGACUCAACCCAAUAUAAAAGUUUGAUCGGAAGCCUGAGAUAUUUGACUGCGACAAGACCAGAUAUAGUUUAUGAAGUUGGAUUGCUCAGCAGAUUCAUGGAAGAACCAUGUGUUAGCCAUUUGCAAGGAGCUAAGAGGAUUCUUCGAUAUAUCAAAGGUGCACUGACUGAUGGAAUUUUUUAUGCUAGUAAUAAUGAAGUGGAACUUGUUGGAUACACAUAUAGUGAUUGGGCUAGAGAUAUAGAAACAAGAAAAAGCACGUCAGGAUACGCAUUUCAUUUGGGCACAGGUGCUAUUUCGUGGUCUUCGAAGAAACAACCAGUUGUUGCACUUUCUACUACUGAAGCUGAAUAUACUACAACAAUCAGUUGUGCUACUCAAACAAUAUGGAUGAGAAGAAUUUUAGAAGUGAUACAUCAGAAACAGAAAAGUCCUACAAAGAUAUAUUGCGACAAUAAAUCGGCAAUUGCACUGAGUAAGAAUCCGGUUUUUCAUGGACGUUCCAAGCACAUUGAUAUUCGGUUUCAUAAGAUAAGAGAGUUGAUAGUAGAGAAAGAAGUGGUGAUCGAGUAUUGUCCCACUGAAGAAUAA
Molecule: messenger RNA, 897 nt
Organism: Vicia villosa (hairy vetch)
Lineage: Eukaryota; Viridiplantae; Streptophyta; Magnoliopsida; Fabales; Fabaceae
Exons: 1
Coding region: 1-897 (298 amino acids)
Source: RefSeq, a predicted model, not a curated record